AUGACCUGCAGGAAUUUUCUCAUUGACACCGGCUCCGAUAUCUCAAUUCUACCGCGUAUUUUCGGUAACAAAUCGGCCGGCCCGUCCUCAUAUCGUUUAUUUGCCGCAAACGGCAAUCCCACUAAGACUUUCGGCCAACAUCAGCUUAGCCUGAACAUUGGCCUCAGGCGCAAUUUCACGUGGCCAUUCAUAAUUGCCGAUGUAGAUAAGCCAAUCAUCGGCAUAGAUAUUUUAAAUUACUACGGUCUCAUUAUUGAUGUUAAAAAGCGCAAAAUUAUUGACGAAAAACCCCAACUGGGGGUUAAGUGCAAUUCCAUUAUGACUCCAUAUGAACGUUUAUCCACCAUCAAUGUCGGGAAUAACAAUAUGGCUGAUCUCAUUAGCGAAUUCAAGGCUCUGACGCUUCCAGUCCCAUCUCAUGACAUUACUCAUCAAAUCAUUACCACGGGUCAGCCUAUAUUUUCGGCAGCACGUCGUCUCAACCCGGAGCGACUUAAAAUUGCCAAAACAGAAUUCGAAGCCAUGCUCAAUGCUGACAUCUGCAGUCCAAGCAAAAGUGCAUGA
Messenger RNA from Anastrepha ludens (Mexican fruit fly), 564 nucleotides. RefSeq lists its product as uncharacterized. Gene Ontology annotation, biological process: proteolysis. Gene Ontology annotation, molecular function: aspartic-type endopeptidase activity. The transcript has a single exon. Lineage: Eukaryota; Metazoa; Arthropoda; Insecta; Diptera; Tephritidae. The record is from RefSeq and is a predicted model, not a curated record. The coding region runs from base 1 to 564 and encodes 187 amino acids.